CUGAUUUUGGACCUCAUACGGGAGAAUCCAGCAACCAUCAUCCUGGACGCUCUGGACGAGUGCGACCCAGGAAGUAGGCAUGAGCUCUUUGAGGCCUUGGAUGAGAUUGUGGCAAAAUCCGAGAACGUCACCAAGAUAUUCCUCACCAGUCGGGGCGAUGGAGACAUUGUCUGUCGCCUGGCGUCGACCCCCAAUAUAUACAUCAGCGCCCAGAAAAACAGCCUCGACAUCCGUCGCUUUAUCGCUUCCGAGCUCGAACGUGUAGUGGAAAACAAGCAGCUCCUGGUUGGCCAAGUCUCGGACAAGCUGCGGCAGGAGAUUAUGGACGCCCUGAACGAGCGUGCUGAUGGAAUGUAUGUGCCUGCCGAAGUCCUUGCUGGUUACAGGCCGCCUGACUAA
Molecule: messenger RNA, 399 nt
Organism: Dichotomopilus funicola
Lineage: Eukaryota; Fungi; Ascomycota; Sordariomycetes; Sordariales; Chaetomiaceae
Exons: 1
Source: RefSeq, a predicted model, not a curated record